This is a messenger RNA of Vespa crabro (European hornet), 2556 nucleotides long. Its product is annotated as V-set and immunoglobulin domain-containing protein 2-like. NCBI's taxonomy places the organism in Eukaryota, Metazoa, Arthropoda, Insecta, Hymenoptera, Vespidae. The transcript is spliced from 6 exons. The coding region runs from base 684 to 1625 and encodes 313 amino acids. The record is from RefSeq and is a predicted model, not a curated record.
UAGAAAGGGAAGAAUCGAGAAAGAGAAAGAAAGAGAGAGACAGAAAGAGAGAUAGAAAGAGAGAGAGAGAUUGGGGGGAUGACUAACUGACUGGGAGGCUGGCAGGGUAAAGGGGAGUAAGGAUUCUGUGCGCGGGCGCAAAACUGGCGCAAACUCUUCGUGCAGCAUCCCUCGUCAGUUGCAAGUCAGGAACUAUCGCGUUCGCGCUGCGCCCUCCUCUCGUUCUUGUCCGUAAUCGCAUCGUGCUAAUCGUGAUCGUUCUUCUUACUUUAAGUGUUUAUUCGUGUUAAUGUCGCCCCGUCGAUUUUAUCGGUCAAAAUUGCAUAUUCCAACAAAGUGAUAAUCUAAUUUACGGGAUCAUACGUUCUUAUAGAUCUUACGAACAUCGAGAAGUGAUCGUUAAAAAAUCGGUGAGACGAGUUAAAAAAAAGAAAAACAACAACAAAAAAGAACAAAGAAAAAGAAAAAAAAAAGAUAAGAAAAGGAAAGGAAAGAGAAGAAAAUCGAUCGAAGCAUCAUCGAUCGUCGGGUCAUCUCGAUGACAACCGGUGGCGCGAAGGGCGCCGAUUGACGCGACAGGGUGAACGGUGACUCGGUGAACAUUGAAGAUAAAGAAAGGAAGUGAAAGAGAAGACUCGGGAGACCGAUCGAGAGUAAACAUAGAAGAUUUAUUUCUCGGCAGGAUGGAUAAAGACUCGACUAGAAGGAAAUGCGGGAAAGUGCGACGUACACUGUUACAUCUGCUGCUGAUAGUGGGGGGUGUUACGGGCUUAAAGGAUUUAACGAUCAACGUCCCAGCAAUGGUAAGAUCUGGUGACACCGUCAUACUGACUUGCACGUACGACCUAGAGGGUUCAUCGUUGUACAGCAUUCAAUGGAGCUUAGAAGAGGUAGAAUUCUAUCGUUACGUGACCGAACGAAUGCCACCCCAAAGCGCGUACAACGUGAGUGGAAUACAUGUAAAUGUCACCGCAUCUGAUACAACUAGUGUCACCCUGGUCGACGUGUCCAGAAAUCUGACCGGGACGUACAAGUGCGAAGUAUCAGCCGGUGUGCCAUCUUAUCACACGUUGAUCGAAAGAGCGAAAAUGAUGGUCGUAGACGCCCCAAAAACGGAUCCGACUAUCGGCAGUGAAAAGGAGCGCAUAGCAGUUGGAGAGAUGCUCAGAGCGAAUUGCACCUCCGGUGCAUCCCGUCCAGCCUCUGCCAUUACGUGGAUGCUCAACGGAGACCAUAUUACAAACAACAGCUCACAAUUUUGGAUACAACCCUACUUGAUCUCACUGGAGGAUGACACCGUAAAGACGAAAUCGCUUAUAGAAUUUAAAAUCACCAAUGACAUGUUUCGAAACGAUCGGCUGCAUCUGCGCUGCAUAGCCUUCAUUUCCGAUGUAUAUCGAAAAUCCGCUGACAUGGAAAUCUCUAUCGACGAACCGCUUCUUGCCUCUAUCACCGGUGAUGCACCUGCACGCAGUCACACAGAAUCAAGUGCAAGCGUCGUAAUGAAUCAAGAACUUUGGUACUCAGCAACGAUGACUUCGAUAGCUUUGGCUACAGCGAUACUGGCGGUGACCGAAGCCUUGACAAGCGGACGACUUACGAACGCUGUACUCGGUACAAGGUAGCUUGUCCGCGACAUUAACGAGAACAUCACUGCCACUGUCUGAUCCGAAUACAUCGUCCAUGUAAAACCUAGUAGUCUAGGGCUUCCAGUUAUGUAUGUUACUAUGUAUUGAAGUAGAUAGUCGAAUAAUGAUGAUUUUUAUUGAAAACGAAUGAGAUGGAAUAAGGUGAAACGAACAAAAACGAAAAAGGAAAUAAACUAAAAUAGCCUGACGACGACGAUAAAAAGACGGUGACACGUCGCGUUAAGAAAAAGACCCCAUUGUAAAAUCGACGACGACCUAUUAUUAUACAUAAUGCAGUUACUUUUGAACAUGUUAUCUUUUUGAUGUAAAUUGUUGAUUAAGAAGAGUCAAAGAAAUGUGAAGGAAGAAGAUUCGUUCGUUGAAGUGAAAUAAGUAUAUAAAAACGAACGAAAAAUUGGUGCCCGGUUAAAUGGAGGGAGAAGGAAUGUUGUGCGUCGGGGUGACUACGAGUUCUGGCGAGAGAGGAAAAUGUUGGACAAUCAGGAACUAUUUUCGAUUUCCUCUCCCACUUACGUCGAAAUAUGUAUGUCUAACUACUGCCUCUCCGCGAGACACGAGUUGUUCUCUCAGAUUUUCUCUUCUACGAUUAAGGAUACGCCAAUGUUCAGCGACGAUGAAAAAAUAAUAAUAAUAAUAAUAACAAUUUAAAAAAAAAAAAAAAAAAGAAAAAAAAUAAGGAAAAAAAACGAAAAAAAAAAAGAAAAACAAAAAAUAAGGGUAGAUUAUAAAAUUGAGAUAAUCCUCGUAACGAUCGGUAUAUUAUAACGUUAGCGCAGCUACGGCGAGCGGCAACGUUUGGCUCGAUAUCCGCUCCUUUUAAGACGCCUAACAGUGAAUGCGAAGAAAGAAACGAUAGGUACUGGUUUGUAAUCUGUACAAAUUGUAAUAAAUUACAGUACGAACAAUA